Molecule: messenger RNA, 2444 nt
Organism: Mytilus californianus (California mussel)
Lineage: Eukaryota; Metazoa; Mollusca; Bivalvia; Mytilida; Mytilidae
Product: phospholipase A-2-activating protein-like
Exons: 12
Coding region: 4-2355 (783 amino acids)
Biological process (GO): proteasome-mediated ubiquitin-dependent protein catabolic process; ubiquitin recycling
Cellular component (GO): cytoplasm; nucleus
Molecular function (GO): ubiquitin binding
Source: RefSeq, a predicted model, not a curated record
AAUAUGGCGACUUACUACAAACUUCGUUGCUGUGUCACUGGGCAUGAAAAAGAUGUUCGUGCGCUUACAGCUUUGGCGAUUCCCGAUGACUCUUUUUUGUCCGGGUCAAGAGAUGUAACAGCUAAAGUUUGGGUGCCGAAUGAGUCAGAUAAUGGAUUCCAUGAAGGUCAUGUCAUGUCAGGCCACAGUAACUUUAUUUCUUCUGUCUGUUAUAUGCCACCAGAUGAAACUUACCCACAAGGCAUCAUUCUUACAGGAAGCAAUGAUUCAACCAUACUAGCUUUUACAUUGAAUUCUCCUGCACCAAUCUACAAACUUGAAGGACACACUGAAAAUGUUUGUGCACUAACAGCUGGCAAGUUUGGUACAUUACUGAGUGGAUCCUGGGAUAAAACAGCUAGAGUCUGGUUAAGGCAAAAAUGUGUUAUGAAAUUAGAAGGACAUCAAGCAGCAGUAUGGGGUGUUGGCAUCAUGCCAGAACAUGGAUAUAUGUUAACAGGAUCAGCAGACAGAACCAUUAAACUUUGGAAGGCAGGAAGAUGUGAGAAGACAUUCACAGGUCAUGAAGAUUGUGUUAGAGGAAUUGCAGUUCUUGGAUCGGGAGAAUUUCUAUCAUGCUCCAAUGAUUCAACAAUCAGACGAUGGGCAAUAACUGGUGAUUGUUUACAGAUUUACUACGGACAUGAGAACUUUGUUUACAGUAUAUCUAUACUACCCAAUGGUCAGGACUUUGUUAGUAGUAGUGAGGAUAGAACAGUGAGGGUAUGGAGGGAUGGUACCUGUGUACAGACAAUUCCCCAUCCUACAAUGUCUGUGUGGACUGUCUGUGUUCUAGGAAAUGGAGACAUUGCUAGUGGUGCAAGUGAUGGUGUUAUAAGAGUGUUUACAACAGAAGGGAGUAGAGUGGCUAAUACAGAGGAGUUAACAGCAUUUGAUACUGCAGUAUCUACUGCAGAGGUGCCUACGCAAGUAGGAGAUAUAAAAAUGUCAGAUUUACCUGGCCCUGAGGCAUUGUUAAACCCUGGAAAGAAAGAUGGUCAGACAAAAAUGGUCAAAACAGAUGGUGGCAAAGUGGAGUUGUAUCAUUGGGAAGCAGCUGCAACACAAUGGAAGAAGAUUGGUGAUGUUGUAGGCUCCAGUGGAGGAAGCCAGGCAACAUCUGGUAAAGCUCUUCAUGAUGGAAAGGAAUAUGACUAUGUAUUUAGUGUAGACAUUGAGGAAGGAAAACCUCCUCUAAAGUUACCAUAUGACAUCAAAGAGGAUCCAUGGUUUGCUGCUCAAAGGUUUCUACAAAACAAUGGUCUAAGUCCACUAUUCCUGGACCAAGUAGCUAACUUUAUCAUUGAUAACACCAAAGGAGUCACUCUGGGCCAGGGAGCACCCCAAGUCAGUGACCCUUUCACAGGUGGAGGCAGGUAUGUUCCACAAUCAGUAGGAGGAACAGGUACAACAGGUGGGGCAGAUCCUUUGACAGGGUCAGGACGAUAUGUUCCUGGCCAAACCGAUACAAAGGGUCCUGCUAGCAAUGGAGUAGAUCCUUUCACAGGUGCCAGCAGUUACCAAACCAAAGGGACUGGUACUACAGCAUCAAAAGACAAUUCUUACUUUCCUCUAAAGACCUUUGUAACAUUUGAAACUGCCAACCCACAACAAAUAAUAGGUAAACUGAAAGAAUUCAACAUAAAGGUUGACCAGUCUAUGCAAGUUGAAGAAAGUCAUUUAGAAAAACUACCAGCCUUGAUUGAUGGAACAAGUACAGACACAUUAAAUACAUUGGAGAAAAUGUUAUCAUGGCCAAAUGAAAUGGUGUUUCCAGCUUUAGAUGUUCUGAGAAUGUGUGUGCUGACGUCUCUCAAUAAGGUUGUAUGUGAGAAAGAUGGACUUGUGGAUAAACUUGUAAAGUUCAUUUCUUCCAAUGUAGGACCCACUCAAAUGCUUGCAUUGAGGACAUUGUGUAACAUGUUUAAAGGUCAAACUGGUGAAAAGAUGUGUGUUAAACAUAGAGAUUUUAUUUUGACCUCUGCACUCAACUGCAAAGCAUCAACAAAUAAAAAUAUCGUAAUAGCUUUGGCAACACUUCUGAUGAACUACUCUGUACAUUUACAAGACAAGUUAGAUCCUGAAGCUAAAUCACAGUGUUUAAUUGCUGCCGGAAAUGUGUUAGAAAAUACAAACAUUGAUUCUGAAGCUGGAUUUAGACUGUUAGUGUGUAUAGGGACUUUAAUAGACAGUGAUCCAAACAUGAAAGAAUUAGCUCGAUCAAUUAAUGCCAAGACGGUCAUAUUUCCAUUAAAGAAGAGAGCUGAACCACAAAAACUUAUUGACUGUGCCACAUUUGUGUUUAAUGUACUUUGACAUCGUUUAAUUGUAGGAAAAAUCACUAGAGCUCCAUCCAAACAAAUUUAUUUUUGUCAUUUAAAUUCAUUAAAUUAAUUUAUCCAUUA